ACUCACUAAUUCGGCAGCAGGCAGGGCAGUCCCUGAAAGCAGACAAAGAUUAAGUCACAGCCUCUAAUUAGGACAGCCUUUGCAUAGCCAGUAUCUCCCCAGCUGUCUCGGGGAAUCCGCCAGGAGCUAAGUGUUCGGGUUUGUUUUCUUUUUAUGUGGUAGCGAAGGCCAAGGAGCAGAACAAGCGGGCCUUGGUGGAAAGCGCACAUCUGGCAGAAUCUCCAAGAUGCCUUCACAGAAGGAACGCACUAAGAGGAGCCUCACACAGAGGCUGGCCCUAAAGAGCCAUAUAGCUAAGGAGACAGUCUCUGAGUUCCUGGGCACUUUUAUAAUGAUCGUCCUUGGGUGUGGCUCUGUUGCCCAAGCAGUCCUCAGCCGAGGUCAUCUUGGUGGAAUAGUCACUAUGAAUAUGGGAUUUGCAACAGCAGUUGUGAUGGCUAUUUAUGUCACUGGCGGUGUCUCUGGAGGCCACAUCAACCCAGCUGUGUCUUUUGCAAUGUGCGUCUUUGGAAGGAUGGAGUGGUUCAAGUUCCCAUUUUAUGUGGGAGCCCAGUUUUUAGGAGCCUUUGUAGGGGCUGCAACUGUCUUUGGCAUUUACUAUGAUGGACUCAUGGCCUUUGCUGAUGGAAAAUUGCUCGUCGCGGGAGAAAAUGCAACAGCAUUCAUUUUUGCAACAUACCCAGCUCCAUUCAUAUCUCUGCCAAAUGCCUUUAUAGACCAAGUGCUGUCUACCAUGUUCCUCCUUCUGAUUGUCUUUGCCAUUUUCGACUCCAGAAACAUGGGGGUCCCCAGAGGCCUAGAGCCCCUUGUCAUUGGCCUCCUGAUCAUUAGCCUUUCUUGUUCUCUGAGCCUCAACACUGGCUGUGCCAUGAACCCAGCUCGAGACCUGAGCCCCAGGCUCUUCACUGCUCUGGCAGGAUGGGGAUUUGAGGUCUUCACAGCUGGGAACAACUUCUGGUGGAUUCCUGUUGUGGGCCCGAUGGUUGGCGCUUUCUUCGGAGGCCUCUUCUACAUUCUUCUUAUCCAGCUGCAUCACUCAGACCCCGACUCAGAAGUGAAGGCAGAGCCAUCUGGGAGCAAGCUAGAGAAAUAUGAACUCAGCGAAAGCAUGUAGUGGUGUGACCAGGUCUAGAUUUACUAUUUAUUUGGUUCUUGCUUCAGAGAAGAUGGCAUCCGUGUGGUAUGCUUUGGUGAGAAUUGAGGGUGGGGUGGGGGAAAUCGACCCACUUUUCUCUAGCCGUUUGGGACUAACCAUUGCAGAGACAGUAAAGAAAACCUCCACCAGUCACCCCUCCCAGAACAUCACUGGCAGUCCCCCUGUGGCAGCUUUCUCUCCAGCCUGGUUCAUUGCAUCUUUGAUGGAAGACCGUAGUAAUUGCUAAGAAUUUAGAAACUUGACCAUGGACUUGGUGGGAUGGCCUCAGAGACCUUUACUGCCCUGUGUGAAAUAAUGUCACCAAAGACUCUGCCUUCACAAUCUACAAACACAGCAUUCCGAAACUGAAAGGCCUAACAGUGACUGCGCUCAACACCUAUGAAAUGGAAGGAAAGCGUUAACACUCCACCAAGCUGAGCACUGUCUCCGCAUAGAUGCUGAUAUUCUCCCAACCUAGGGCUCUAGAAAACGGCAGAAGACAGCUGGGAAGAACUCUGUGACAUUUAAAAACCUCAGGACACAAGAUAAAUUUGGGAAACUGAAUGGCUUUUUUUUAAUGGAAACCAUUUGCCAGAUUAAUCUCUUGCACUUCCCUGCAUUUUAGAUGGUAUCAAUUAAUUUCCAGGUCCUUAAGUAUAUAAUAACCUGAAAUAUGAUUUUAACCUUGGUCAUGAAAAAUACAUCGCUCUGUCUUUUUCAGCACAAAUGUGUUUUCCUAAUGACUCAGUUGAGGACAGACCUCUUGAGUAGUCUGUGGCUGUACUUAUCCAUGUCCCCAGAAGUCCAAACUAGAAGCUAGUGGAAGCUGACCAGGCAGACUGAAGUUGAGGGUAGAAAGAGUCCCUGGGACAAAAGCUUGAGAGACAGGCUUUAUCUCUCACUAAACGUUCUCCUAAGUGUCAUCACAUUUGAUCCCAACAGCCGUCGUCGGAGGGAAAUCACCAUAGCAGCCAUUUUUCAAAUGAAAAUCUCACACGAAUUAAGCAAGCUGUCCUUUGUUUUGCAGGGUGCCUUAUGCCUCCCAGGAGCUUGCUAACUGACUGAGGGUGUUAGACAUUCCCCCCAGGCUUCUGUGGAAGGGGCAUCAGCAGCUUUCAGAACAUGUGUGCUUUGUAGAAAUACGACUUCAGCUCUUAGGGUGUGAGCUCUCCAGAUCCCACAUUGUUUGGUAUUCCCACUGUCACUGAGGCGCUGAUGAAGGAAAGAGUAUUAAAUACAUUUAGGGGGAUAUUAUUGUGUUUAGGAUCUCUUUUUUUUUCCAUUUGAUAGCUACCAAACAUCCUUAGUUCAGAGUUUGUCAAUAACUGGGAAUUUAAUUUCCUGUGGGGAUUUUAGAAAAUAUUAAUCCCCAGUUAGUCCUUUAUGGAUAACUCAGGUGACUCAAGCUUCCAUCAAGGACUGGAAACAUGGACUGGAUUGAAUUCUAUGGGCCUAAUUUUUCCUUGAAAGCCAAAUAUAGUUGUCACAAUGGG
Messenger RNA from Arvicola amphibius (Eurasian water vole), 2628 nucleotides. RefSeq names its product aquaporin 9 (gene Aqp9). The transcript has 6 exons. The coding region runs from base 227 to 1114 and encodes 295 amino acids. Gene Ontology annotation, biological process: glycerol transmembrane transport; water transport. Gene Ontology annotation, cellular component: basolateral plasma membrane; plasma membrane. Gene Ontology annotation, molecular function: urea transmembrane transporter activity; water channel activity; glycerol channel activity. The record is from RefSeq and is a predicted model, not a curated record. NCBI's taxonomy places the organism in Eukaryota, Metazoa, Chordata, Mammalia, Rodentia, Cricetidae.